AUGUCUCACCUCAACAAGAUUGCCCCCAACUCGCCUUCGCGCCAGAACCCCUCGGAGAUUGAGACCAGCAUCGCCACUGCUCUCUAUGAGCUCGAGAACAACAUCCAGGACAUGCGCGCCUCCCUGCGCCCCCUGCAGUUCGUCUCUGCCCGCGAGAUCGAGGUUGGUCACGGCAGAAAGGCCAUUGUCAUCUUCGUCCCUGUUCCUCAGCUCCAGGGCUUCCACAAGGUCCAGCAGCGCCUGACCCGUGAGCUCGAGAAGAAGUUCUCUGACCGCCACGUCCUCAUUGUCGCUUCCCGCCGCAUCUUGCCCCGUGCCAAGCGCAGCAACCGCUCGCGCACCACCCAGACCCAGAAGCGCCCCCGUUCGCGCACUCUGACCGCUGUCCACGACGCCAUCCUUGCCGACCUCGUCUACCCCGUCGAGAUCGUUGGUAAGCGCAUGCGCACCAAGGAGGACGGCACCAAGGUCCUCAAGAUCGUCCUCGACGAGAAGGAGCGUGGUGGUGUUGACUACCGCCUCGACACCUACUCUGAGGUCUACAAGAGACUCACCGGCAAGGGUGUCAACUUCGAGUUCCCCGUCGCUGCCGCCGAGUACUAAAUGUAUUCUAAUUGAGGGAUGAUUUGCGUCCAAAUCAUAAAAGUCUUGGUCUCUUUCAGCUUCUUCAAUUCCAAAAAAAUGUGUUGUCACGUGGGGGCGCCUGGCGCUGGGAAAGUCAAGGGAUACUUGUUAAGGUAGACGAAUACCACGCAUGACACCGUCAGCUAUACCCUUCAUCCUUUUUAAUCGGGUCAAUCAUGAGUUAUGUCCUAUUCAUCUUUGCUCGUUGCCAUGUUGUCCUUCUUACGUGUUAACUGUUCUCUCAUGCACUGCAAAUCCAAAGUCUCGAUUGCAGAUAUCGUUGUUGAAUGUGGUCUUGAUGUGUCUUAUUCUAAUUAUGUUGUGGAUGGUCAAGUUGUUUUAACAUACAUAACCCCAGA
Aureobasidium subglaciale EXF-2481 is the source of this 983-nucleotide messenger RNA. RefSeq lists its product as uncharacterized. The transcript is spliced from 3 exons. Gene Ontology annotation, cellular component: ribosome; 90S preribosome; small-subunit processome. The record is from RefSeq and is a predicted model, not a curated record. Bases 1 to 603 code for a protein of 200 amino acids. Gene Ontology annotation, molecular function: structural constituent of ribosome. Gene Ontology annotation, biological process: ribosomal small subunit biogenesis; rRNA processing; translation. NCBI's taxonomy places the organism in Eukaryota, Fungi, Ascomycota, Dothideomycetes, Dothideales, Saccotheciaceae.